Molecule: messenger RNA, 1044 nt
Organism: Odobenus rosmarus divergens (Pacific walrus)
Lineage: Eukaryota; Metazoa; Chordata; Mammalia; Carnivora; Odobenidae
Gene: CDCA8
Product: cell division cycle associated 8
Exons: 11
Coding region: 54-896 (280 amino acids)
Biological process (GO): mitotic sister chromatid segregation
Cellular component (GO): spindle midzone; chromosome passenger complex; chromosome, centromeric region
Source: RefSeq, a predicted model, not a curated record
CGGCGAGGUUUUUCUCAACCCGUUUCGUGACCCGCAGCCUCCACCCAAGCGCCAUGGCUCCGGCUAGGAAGGGCGGCAGUCGGGUGGCCAAGACCAACUCGGUUCGGAGCCGGAAGCUGGCUUCCUUUCUUCGGGACUUCGACCGUGAAGUGCAAAUACGAUCCAAGCAAAUUCAGUCGGACAGGCAGAACCUCCUCAAGGAGAUGGAUAACCUGUACAACAUCGAGAUCUUGCGGCUCCCCAAGGCGCUGCGCGAGAUGAACUGGCUCGACUACUUUGCCCUUGGAGGGAACAAACAGGCGCUGGAAGAGGCAGCAACAGCCGACCUGGAUAUCACAGAAAUAAACAGACUAACAGCAGAAGCUAUUCAGACACCCUUGAAAUCUGCCAAAACACGAAAGAUAAUGAAAGUGGAUGAAGUGAUAGUGGAAGAAGAAGAGGAAGAAAAUAAGAACAAGAAUCUUCAAACUGCAAGAGUCAAAAAGUGUCCUCCAUCCAAGAAGAGAACCCAGUCCAUACAAGGAAAAGGCAAAAGCAAAAGGUCAAGCCAUUAUAACACUGUCACCCCAGCUGUGGGCCGGCUGGAGUUGUCUAUGGUGAAACCAACUCCAGGCCUGACCCCCAGGUUUGACUCGAGGGUCUUCAAGACCCCGGGCCUGCGUACUCCCGCAGCCAGAGAGCGGAUCUACAACAUCUCCGUGAAUGGCAGCCCUCUUGCCGACAGCAGAGAGAUUUUCCUCACGGUGCCAGUGGGCGGUGGAGAGAGCAUGCGAUUACUGGCUAGUGACUUGCAGAGGAUGGACAUCGCACAGCUGGACCCAGAGGCCUUGGGAAACAUCAAGAAACUCUCCAGCCGCCUCGCCCAGAUCUGCAGCAGCAUACGGACUCACAAAUGAGGCCGCUGCGCCGCGAAGCCAAACCUGACUCGAUGGACCCUCAACGGGCACUUCCGGGACUCUGAGGAGACCUCUUCCCUUCCGGCUGUUUGUUUGUGUGUGAAGUUCCAGAGCAGGGAGUGGUGUUCCUCUGGGAGAAUUUGGGAAG